CUUGAUAGCUGACUGUUACAAUCCAACUAUUUAACACGAGAAAAACUAAGAGAUGGAUCGCUGGCAGGAUCGCGUAGCGGUGAUCACGGGUGCCAGUUCCGGGAUUGGAGCUGCCGUGGCCCGCCAACUGGUGAGUGCUGGUGUCAUUGUUGUGGGUCUGGCUCGGCGGGUGGACCGCAUGGAUGCCAUUAAGGAAGAACUGCCACCGGAGCUGCAGACCCGAAUGCAUACCAUCCACUGUGAUGUCGGAAACCUGGACUCGGUGACGGCAGCCUUUGACUGGAUCGAGGAGCAGCUGGGCGGUUGUGACAUCCUGGUGAACAACGCCGGCUGCCUCAACCCCGGACAACUGCUCACCCUGGAGCUCGAGCAACUGCAGCAGGUUUUGAACGUGAACCUGAUGGGCGUGGUCAUCUGCACGCGGCGCGCUUUUCGCUCGAUGCAGCAACGUGAGGUGGCAGGUCAUGUGGUGCUCAUCAAUAGUCUAACGGGACGAACCAUCAUCAAUCCACCAGGCGACGAAUUGCAGUUGCUCAACAUGUAUCCGCUAACAAAGCACGGGAUUACGGCCUUGUUGGAGAUUCUGCGGCAGGAGCUGCGCGGAUUUAAGACCAAAAUCAAGGUUACGAGCAUCACUCCAGGAGUGACCGAUACGGAGAUUCUGCCUACUGGUUACGAUACGUUGCCGAUGCUUAAACCGGAUGACAUCGCCGCGGGUAUUAUGUAUGCCCUGGCCACUCCCCCGCAUGUCCAAGUGCACGAACUGACCAUCAAGCCGCUGGGAGAGCCUUUCUAAAUCCGUCCGGGAAUAUUAUUAUAAUGAUGAAGAGAUCGUUUUCAGCAAAUAUAGCGAUGCCUGAAA
Molecule: messenger RNA, 862 nt
Organism: Drosophila takahashii
Lineage: Eukaryota; Metazoa; Arthropoda; Insecta; Diptera; Drosophilidae
Product: farnesol dehydrogenase
Source: RefSeq, a predicted model, not a curated record